Molecule: messenger RNA, 3006 nt
Organism: Seminavis robusta
Lineage: Eukaryota; Bacillariophyta; Bacillariophyceae; Naviculales; Naviculaceae
Source: the annotation of a GenBank genome assembly
CAUUGAGCUUCGGAUAUAAUAAUAGGCAUGGGCUCAACUGUACUGUACCACCGUACCACUAGCUAGCUAGGCUAACCAAACAAACCCAAAAGCAAAGCACAACAACGGCGUCAAACUCUCUUGGAUCAUAAGGAAGUAACCCGCUUUCGCAUCUGACGGUGCUAGCUAUGGUUGCCCCACUUCCCUCAUCGCGAAUUCGUUACUCGGAAGAUGGAGCGACGAGAGAAGGCCACCUUGUGGCCUUUGGAGAGUUCACAUUUCUGGAUGUUGCCAAUGGGACGGUAACGCGAGUGCUGGAACACAACAUUGCAUCCAUGUCCGUCAACGUAGCAGCCUUUCUGGCAUGGAAACACUUUCGAGAACGGAGUGGUGCGGUAGUUCCAUCACUUCCCGGUCAACUGGAAGGUUGUGACUUUGAUUGGACGUGGGAAAGUCGAGAUACCCAAACGUCUCCCAAGCAGGCCAUUCAAGACCUAUUGACUGUGACGACUGAUCCAUUGUGGCUACAAGGGGGAAACGGGACGAAUACUAGUGGCAGCUACAACAACACACUUGACAGCUACAACAACACACUUGAUGAUGACUGGCAGUUUCCAUUUGCCAUGUUGGGAUCUACCAUCUCGCGAAUCUCCUAUCCCCUUUCUGUGAUUGGAGAAGUCUACCAAAUCCCGCAAAUCAGUGCCACAUCUACCAGUUCGAGACUCGACUUGGCCCAAUACUUUGCAAGGACCGUAGUCAGCAACAAAGAGGAUGCGUCGGCCAUUAUCAAGUUCUGCAAAAGCAAGGGUCUUUCGCACUUGACAGCCAUUUACGUUCGAGAUGAAUACGGCACUGAUUUCGCCGCCAAUUUACACCGGCACGCCAAUAGAGAAGGAAUUCACUUGAGCAUGUUCAGCUAUGUCGAAGGGGCUUCCGAGGACAGUGGAGACCACAUUUCUGCAAGUUUGCAACAACUCAAACAAAGCGGGAUCAAGUAUGUCGUAAGUCUGGUUUUGGACUGGCCAACUGUAUUCGAAGCAGCCUACGAUAUUGGCAUUAUUGGGACUCCCGAACAUGUCUGGAUUUCUUUUGAUCUGGUGUGGGAACCAAGGCAGUUGAGGCGGCAUGAUCCCCGGGAUGUAAAGCUUGCCAAAGCUCUCGAUGGGGUAGGUGUCAUCCACGUGCCCUUUCCUGAGAAGGACAGCCUGCAGGCUGCAAUGCUGGAGUUUGCGCAAGACGCCAAUUUACAGAGGGAGUACUUUGAAACAUUUCCUGAUGACGACCUCUAUUGGGAAAACGCCUCCUUUGUGCAAGCAACUGAUUUUCCCUACAUUUACCCAUCCUACGAUUCGGUCUUAGCUUUGGGGAUCGCAGCGUGUCGAACACCCGGCUUGUUUACAAGCGCAGAAUUGUUCAAUACCCUGGUCAAUCUUGAAUUUCAAGGCAUUAGUGGAAAUGUAUCUUUCAACAACCAAACUGGUACAAGAAGCUCUCGCGACACCCAAUAUACCCUUGAAAAUGUCUACUUGAGCCAGGACAAUUCCAAUGAAACGCUCAUCCGUCUAGAAUCAAGGAUUUCUGCAAUCCUGAUAGAAGAGCAAGUUGUGCAUUUGGAGGACUAUUUGUACAACAACCACACGACAAUACGCCCCCCUUACCUUGUGCCAGUCGAUCAUAAUUACAACCUGAUCCCUUCGAGUGUCCAAGUCUUGGGCUGGUCCUUUGGUGGGGCAAUGAUGAUGUUGAGUUUGCUUCUAGCAGGAUGCGUGCUUUGGAAUAAGAAUGAUCAUGUUUGGAGAAUAAGCCAACCUCUGUUCCUGGUACAGAUCUGCAUUGGAACGUUCAUCACAUCUGCAGCAAUCAUACCAAUGGGAAUGCAAGGGAAAGAGUAUUCAAGGCAACUAGACAUUGCAUGCAAUUCCAUUGUUUGGUUGCUUGCCCUUGGCUUUGUGGCCUGCUUCUCAGCUAUCCUCAGUCGCACGUGGAGGUUAAACAAACUGAUGUCAUCCAGCCAAGGAUUCCGAAGGACUCAGGUGUAUGCACAAGAUGUUGCUUGGCCUUUUGCGGUCUUGACUACUGUCAAUGUUGUUCUGCUGAUUGGGUGGACCGCUGUGUCUCCCCUGCAGUACGAAAGGGUACAAACCAUAGAUGUGGAUUCUUUUGGGAGAAGUUUGGAAUCCUACGGAAGGUGUCAGAGCACCAACAAAACAGUGCAACUUGCCUUCAUGAUCCCUCUCUUGGUGGCCAAUGCUGCUGGGGUUAUCAUGGCUGUGUAUCAAAGCUACAAGGCUAGAAACUUUGCUACAGAGUUGCAGGAGUCAACCUAUCUGGCUGUGAGUAUGUUGACUUUUUUGGAAACUUUGCUUCUGGGAAUUCCCACAUACUUUGCAUCUGCCAGUCACCCAUCUGCAAAGUUUCUGGCUGGGGCAAUCUUGAUAUGCAUUUCCUGCAUGACCAUCAUAUUGCCAGUCUUUUUGCCAAGUUUCUUUACAGAAAGCAGUACAGUGAGGGUCGGGGGGCAACAAAUCUGGCUGGAAAUAGGAAACCGCAGAGGCCCAGACUCGAUGCUCAGAAGACAUGGGGGAAGAUGCAGUUCUGGCAACACAGCAGCACGAUGGAAAGUGGCAUUACUACAGUACCACAGAAGGUAUCCACCAUUUGAACCACCCCCAAAGAGAAAGCUCGUAACGUAGUGUGAUUGUGGUCACAGUGCUUGCCCAGGGGCCAAAGACCCAACUUGUCGUUCAGUAGAUGCUAGAUAUCAGCAGAAUAUGGGACAAACAUCCGCAGUUGUCGCCGGCGGUUAGCCACUGUCAACCAAACCUUCAAUCCAAUCAGGCAAUAAGGUCAUUGGAACCGUUGUUACAUAUAGCUUUGUUUUACUAUGGACCAAAUGCAAGGCAUGCUAUCACAGAAUGCAAAGACCUCUCAGAGCCUGUAAGGCGGUGUGACAUGCAUCGGUAACUGUAUUGUGUGGGGUGAUCCAACUCAGCAGUGGAGAAUGAUGGAGCCCUCUUCUGCCGUUUG